AUGCCCUCUCCCUCCUCCGCCGACCCCCAGUCCCUCGCAUCCGCGCAAGCCCAGAACGGCGCGUCCCAAAACGGCGUCAACGGUGACGGUGCCGUCCAACCCGCCCAUGCCUCUGCAAGCAUCAAUGGACCUGACACGGCGCCAAACGAGCUCAACGCGAUCCGUGACGGGAAACAAAAGGCCAAGGCGGUGCUAGCGGCCUCCGGGGUAAACAUGACAGACGCAAAAGCAGACACGGCAUCGCCAGCGCCAACAGAAGCCAUCAAUGGCGCGUCGCCGAGUCGAAAGCGAUCGCGUUCAGGAACCCGAAAGCCUUCGCAGACACCCAGCCAGCCCGGCGAAUCCACGGCCGCGCAGGCCCACCUUCUGAACCGCUACAUUGCGCGCGACCUCUUGGACAGUGUCAACAAGUACGAGCGAAACAAGCACUCGGAGAAGGUCUAUGGCGAGCUGAACGACCUGCGCCACUUCUACCGCGACGAAGUGUACCCUGUGCGGCGCCAGAAUCCAGGCGCAAUCUUCGGAUUUGGAUAUGCUGGCUAUGGCAAUGGCCUGACGGACGUCCCUCCUCCUAGAGAUCCUCGCGCCGCCGUACAACCGCAGUUACUCUACCCCGAGAACGCCAGGCGCGCCGGUCGUCGGCUCGCGCCCCAGCUCAAAGUUCCGAGAGAAAAGGGGGCGCAGCAAGCAGAGCAGAUCGAGGAGCUUGUACCUGUGCGAUUGGACAUUGAGUUGGACAGGCUGAAGCUCCGAGACACGUUCACCUGGAACUUGCACGACCGCGUUACCAACCCUAUAUUGUUCGCCCAGACCCUUGUUGAGGAUUUUCAGAUACCUCCAGAGCUGCGACAAAACGUAAUGCACCAGAUCGAUCGUGAGAUACACGAACAGAUCCAGGAUUAUUACCCACAUGCCUUUUUCGACGACGAGCCGCUCGAUCCACAUCAGCCAUAUUCAGCAUACAAGAACGAUGAAAUGCGCAUAUUGAUCAAGCUCAAUAUUACGAUUGGCCAACAUACACUGGUCGACCAGUUUGAAUGGGAAAUCAAUAAUGCUUUGAAUGCGCCCGAGGAAUUUGCCUCGCAAAUGGCCGCUGAUCUUUCGUUAUCCGGAGAGUUUACCACGGCCAUUGCCCAUUCAAUACGAGAGCAAUGUCAGAUGUUCACCAAGAGUCUCUACAUAACAGGCCAUCCCUUUGAUGGACGGCCCGUCGAGGAUGCAGACAUUCAAGAUAACUUCUUAGCUUCGCCGCUACCCUCCGUGUUCCGACCUAUGCAGUCAACGAAAGAUUACCAACCCUACCUAUACGAGCUAAGCCACACUGAUCUGGAACGCGCUGAACUAUCCAUCAUGCGAGAACAACGGCGGCAGAAACGCUCUGUUAACCGACGCGGAGGCCCUGCUCUUCCGGACCUCAAAGACCGCCAACGAACCGUUCGAACCUUGGUAGUCUCGUCUGUUCUUCCUGGCGCCGCUGACACGGUUGAGGAGAGCCAUCUUUUCAAAGCGACGCGGAAAGCAAGAGAAGGUCGCCGUCGCGUCGGUGACGGUAGUUCGGACGAGUCUGACAGCGAUGAUUCUGUGCUCGAGUCUCCGGCCCCAGCCCAGCUGACCGGGGGCACCGCUCGAACCAGAGGUAUGCGUGGUGCUGCGACUGCUGCUCAAGCCGCUAUGCGAUCAGCUAUUGGGCGAUCAGCAACACCGGAGAUUUCUACUCUCCAAAGCCUCCACGAAACUAGGACAACAAGGCAAUUGAGGUACGAGGCGCGUGACGAAAGCUGGCAAAGAAAUCCGAGAGCGUUUGCAAAGCCUGCCUCUACACCCAUGAUGGCACCUGCAGCUCCUCCAGCACGAAGCACACCCACCGCGAAUUCAAUGCCUCCUCCUCCCUCGCCUGCUAUGCCCCCUCGCUCCACACCUGGGGCUCCCGCGUCUGUCGAGGCCUCACCGAGGCCGCCAACGACGCCUACACCAACCUCACAACCGCAGAAGCAGUGGCAGUACAAGUCUGAUGGCUCGAUGGAUGCGCCGUGGCCGACGCCUGCUACAUCUCAACACCCUCCACCUCCGCCGUGGCUUCAGCAAGCUUUGCAAGAUCUACGCGAUCGAAACCCCGGCGAGCUAUUCGAGUCCACGAUGCGUUAUGUCGUCAUGAAUGAGGCACAUGAAAAUCCAGAAACGAAAAAGAUGGAAUCGAAGACUGUCAAGUUAGACCACCUAUCAACGAGCGUCCCACUACCACCAAACCACAAAGCGUACUUCCUACCGCGGAUACGGUGCAUGGACUGCCCAGGGAAGCUCUACAACGCAGGUCCCGAACGCACAGUCAAUAAUUUCGAACUACAUCUCAGGAAUCGCGGACACAUGAACAACGUGGCGAAACGGACAGGUCAACCGGUACAGUCCUAGCGGAUGAUGGCGUGUUCAAUGAUCAGCAUGAAUCGUAAGAGAGCAUUAAGAGUGGAUGUUUUCAUGUACGCAAGCGCAUUUAGGGAACUGUCCAAUUUCCGUUGUACAAAAUAAGUAGACCACUCUUGGCGUAAGGAGUAGCACGUGGGCACAGCGUGCUGGUGCAUUGGCGUUCUUGUUUGACGGCUACAAUUUGCAAAGUAGUAGCCCUUGUGUCAUGUAUCAUUUCAUUUAACCGGACUCACCCGAACAGUGGAGCAAUUGCAAUUCAUAGUCUCUCAUACCAGUCAAUUUUCAUCCUCAUUCUAGCACCUGGUGUCACAUAUAUAUAUAUAGGG
Molecule: messenger RNA, 2747 nt
Organism: Cucurbitaria berberidis CBS 394.84
Lineage: Eukaryota; Fungi; Ascomycota; Dothideomycetes; Pleosporales; Cucurbitariaceae
Product: SNF5-domain-containing protein
Exons: 3
Coding region: 1-2409 (802 amino acids)
Biological process (GO): chromatin remodeling; regulation of transcription by RNA polymerase II
Cellular component (GO): nuclear chromosome; nucleus; SWI/SNF complex
Molecular function (GO): transcription coregulator activity
Source: RefSeq, a predicted model, not a curated record